Molecule: messenger RNA, 2175 nt
Organism: Xenopus laevis (African clawed frog)
Lineage: Eukaryota; Metazoa; Chordata; Amphibia; Anura; Pipidae
Gene: slc39a11.L
Product: zinc transporter ZIP11
Exons: 10
Coding region: 181-1170 (329 amino acids)
Biological process (GO): transmembrane transport; zinc ion transmembrane transport; metal ion transport
Cellular component (GO): plasma membrane; membrane
Molecular function (GO): metal ion transmembrane transporter activity; zinc ion transmembrane transporter activity
Source: RefSeq, a predicted model, not a curated record
AAACGGAUAAUUCACUUUAGACAGACAAAAGUAAAGCCCAAUCGUGUUUAAGGGAUUUGAUACAAUCGGAGUAGAUAACCAAUAAGCUACAGAGGGGGCGGAGCGGUGGGUGUUGCAGAGACACGUGUACAGGGAAACCAGGAAGUGCAGACUGAUCGAUAAAGUGCAGGAGCUUGCAUCAUGAUAGAUGGUUACAGUCCAGUGUUCCAGUCCCUUUUGGGAACCCUAUUUACAUGGGGAAUGACUGCUGCUGGAUCUGCAUUGGUCUUCAUUUUCUCCAGUGGGCAGAGGCAGAUUCUGGAUGGAAGUUUGGGAUUUGCAGCUGGGGUGAUGCUUGCUGCAUCCUAUUGGUCUCUUCUUGCCCCUGCUAUUGAGAUGGCUGAAAAUUCCAACCAGUAUGGCAGCUUCGCUUUUGUGCCUGCAGCUGUUGGUUUUUCUGUUGGGGCAGGCUUUGUAUACUUGGCCGACCAGCUACUACCAGCUCUGGGCUUCACUGAGGAUCCCUACUCCGUUGCCACACUGAAUCAGGACUCCAAACCCAUCAAGGAGAAGGAUGAGGGGAUGUCAUAUGAGGAUAAAGAGCUCAGCAUUCGGAUAGACAAGAUUGAGAAUGGGGACGUGUACCAGAGAAAGAGAGGGACUGUAUCACCUUUGGCUGAAGACUUUUCCAUGCUUAAUCCCAGUGAACCAGCGCACAAGGGAGGAAGCAGCUGGCGGCGUAUCAUGCUUCUUAUAUUGGCUAUUACCAUUCACAAUAUUCCAGAGGGACUUGCUGUCGGUGUGGGUUUUGGUGCCAUUGGGAAAACUCCAUCUGCAACAUUUGAAAAUGCCAGAAAUUUAGCACUUGGAAUAGGAAUUCAGAAUUUCCCAGAAGGCCUUGCUGUUAGUCUUCCAUUACGGGGGGCAGGAGUUUCCACUUGGAAAUCGUUCUGGUAUGGUCAGCUGAGUGGCAUGGUGGAACCCAUUGCUGGCCUUUUGGGAGCCGUUGCCAUUUCCCUGGCUGAACCUCUUCUGCCUUAUGCCUUGGCCUUUGCCGCUGGUGCUAUGGUCUAUGUAGUGACUGAUGAUAUUAUUCCUGAAGCACAAGCCUGCGGUAACGGCAAGUUGGCCUCGUGGACUUGUAUAUUUGGUUUUGUAGUGAUGAUGUCGCUGGAUGUCGGCCUGGGCUAAUGUAUCAGAACGAAGAGGGCUACAAAGGAGGAUCACAAGUAUUAAAGAUAUGAGACUUUUUAAUAGACCAGCAUCCUGUAUAACUGAAGUAAGAUGCACACAUAUAGUAAGUUUUUCAAUAGGUUUUGUAAUGAAGAAGCUUGUGCAUCUAAACACCUUAUUUCAUGGUUACAGUAUUUAUCGGUCUGUUACAAAUAAUCAUACCUUCAGUACUCUUUUAUUGUGGGACCUUCACAGCUCGACCUUUUACUGCAUAAAGGAGGUUCUUAAGAAAUGAAGGGCCGAGUGUCAGCAUCUCAGAAGUGUUUACAGUUUAUUCUAAUGACUUUUUAUUUGAUUUGCUGCAUUUAUUUAUCCAAUGUUUCAUUGUCUAAUGAUUGAUGAGGGUGUGGGGAGAUCAUUCUAGAAGUAUGUGCUUUUCUAUGAGAUACAGUGAGCUGGACCACUGGGUUAUUCUGACCAAAGCACCUGACCAAAUAUUGGGGAACAGUUUUGAACGAAUGCUCCACAGCCUUAUCUUUGUCAUUACUGAAAAUCCACUGUAUUGAUGCCCUCCUUCAUCUUUUAGUGGGAAUGCAUUGCUCAUAGUGGCCAUUAACUUGGGCACUUUACAUGGGCCAACAGACAGCCACUUUGAUUACGAGAUUAUUAGAUAUACACUGUACAAUGUUAAUGAAUCACUUUAGAGAGGGAACUUAAACAUUCCAAUUUUGUUAAUAUUUGCACAAAUUUCAUUUGGGACAUUAUUGCUGUCCCAGUGAUUCCUUCCUUGGUCCUUUACCCAAAAAGGUAACCAGAUGCCCUACUGUUUCCAAAAAAUUACUAGGAUUAGUAAUUCAAUAGCUGUAAAGUGGUGGUGGGAUGAGAUUUAUCCUCGUUUGGGUUACUAGGAUCCCUGUGUUUUUAUUUAAACAUGAUGAUAUGUUGAUGAGUAAAGCUAAUGUUUAUGGUUUGGUUUUAAAGUACCUUUUCAUUUUCUGUUAUUAAAGACAAGAAUUGUUUCUA